Messenger RNA from Mangifera indica (mango), 1666 nucleotides. Its product is annotated as protein ROH1. The transcript has a single exon. The coding region runs from base 142 to 1311 and encodes 389 amino acids. The record is from RefSeq and is a predicted model, not a curated record. Lineage: Eukaryota; Viridiplantae; Streptophyta; Magnoliopsida; Sapindales; Anacardiaceae.
AUCUUAGAACUCUCUUGACUUCUUCUGCCUCUUCUUCUUCUCUGUUUUGGUAUGAUCUCAUUUCCUUCCCUUUAUUAACUUUUUCUCUUCCAACAAAAAGUUUCUUGUUAUCAGAUAUUAGCUUUAAGAGAUUUGAGUAGAAUGCCUGCUACUGAUUACCAGGGUUCGUUUCUCGGUCGAAUUAGUAUUCGCCGGAACCAAGUCUGGUCCAUGGAGGGAAACCACGAACACGAAAUCGAAGACCUGGAGUUUUUUCAGAAACACGUGGCUGAUCGUUUUUCUGUUUUGUUAUCAUCUCAAACGUCUGAUGAAAUCCCCACUGAUCCUCUUCUCUCGAUCUCCUGGCUUCGUAAACUCCUUGACACGUUCCUCUGUUGUGAGGCUGAAUUUAAAGCUAUUUUGAUGAUGGGUCGUGACACAUCUCAGAUUUUGAAGCCACCUCUCGAUCGCCUGAUCCCUGAACUGCUAGAAAGAACAGUGAAAGCUUUAGACAUUUGUAAUGCGAUCACCAACGGAAUUGAGUCUGUGAGGCACUAUCAAAAAUUUGCUGAGAUUGCGGUCACUGCCCUGAAGAUUAGACCAAUUGGUGACGGGCAAGUUAAGCGAGCUAGGAGAGCGUUGAAUUCAUUGGUAACUGCAAUGACUACAGAGGACAAAGACGGGAACAAUUAUACAAGAACUUGGUCCUUUGGUCGCCGAGGUAGUGCUUCGGGGAAUAAUAAAGUGACGGGUCAAUUGAGGUCGCUUUCUUGGUCCGUGGCUAAAAACUGGUCCGCAGCGAGACAGCUUCAUGCUAUGACAACAAACCUUGUGGCUCCUCGUGGAGGGGAAACUUUAGGUCUUGCUUUGCCGGUUUAUGUAAUGAGUUCAGUUAUGUUGUUUGUGAUGUGGGCUAUGGUGGCUGCGAUUCCUUGUCAAGAGAGGAGCGGAUUGGCGACACACUUUCCUGUGCCUAAGCAGUUCGCUUGGGCUCACAGUAUGAUAAGUUUGCAUGAAAAGAUUUCCGAGGAAUGGAAGAAGAAAGAAAAGAAAGGAUCAGCUGGGUUGCUCGCUGAGAUGCAAAAGAUGGAGAAAUUGGGCCAGUCUUUGAUUGACUUUGCUGAUAGCUUUCAAUUUCCUGCGGAAGAUGAAAAGGUGGAGGAGGUGGCUACACAAGUGGCGGAAUUGGCGGAGACUUGCCGGAAAAUGGAGGAAGGUUUGGGGCCUUUACAGCUCCAGAUUAGGGAAGUUUUUCAUAGAAUAGUUAGAAGCAGAGCCGAGAUUCUUGACUUGUUGGAGGCAACUGGGAAACUUUCCGCACCUAUCAUGUAGAGAUGUGGUUGUGGGGCCUUUUCUGGGUCUGAAUUUUGUUGGAAAAGAAGAUCUCUUGAUGAGCUUUCUUCAAUAUUGAAAAUCACUGAGGAGGUUCUGGUUAUGAAAGUUGCUUCUUUGAGCCUGCGAUAUGGAUUUGGAUUCAGGUUCGUCAUGAAGGAAUAUGCAUUUUCAAAUGUGAAAUGUAGUGUUUUGUUUUUAUUUAUUUAUAUAUUUUUGUUAACUGCUCAAGUACAGAAGCUUUUCUCUUCAGAGAAAUGUAUAUAAAUUCUCGGUUAUAAAUCUUUGUACUUGGAAGUUCCACAAAUUCAGAAUGCGAUGUAUGAAUCUUGUUAAUUUAUCAGGUUUCUGCCAA